This is a messenger RNA of Adineta ricciae, 645 nucleotides long. The record is from the annotation of a GenBank genome assembly. NCBI's taxonomy places the organism in Eukaryota, Metazoa, Rotifera, Eurotatoria, Adinetida, Adinetidae.
AUGAAUAAUUCAGCCGGCUCACUUUACUUUCUGCUUUUACCCAUCAUCGACAGAGCGUCAACAGUAGUUUUUCCUUCUGAUACUACUAAUGAAUUAAUAAAGACAAACUCGUCAUCGAUCAUGUCUACGGUAUCAAGAACUUCGACACGGUCAACAGCGACAGCAAACUUAUCAUACAAUGCAGUUGUUCCUCUAUCAGGACAAACGUGGGAUUGCGUCAACGCUAGCAGAUCCACGACUAAUAAGGGUACUACGAAUGGAUUUUAUAUUAAAAAAAAUGUAACUCUUAACGUUCCAAAUGGCAAAAAUGUCACAGCUUAUCUUGAGUCAAAUGCUACAUUGAUCAUUAGCAAUGCGGAGGAUGUCUUCGUCUAUGUUCAAACCGAUGGGUAUGUUGAAAUUUCCAAUGGCAAAGAUAUCACAGCUUAUUUGGAGUCGAACGCAUGUUUAACAAUUUACAAUGGUCAAAAUAUCCAAGCGUACUUGAAAUCAAACGCGACGAUCAGUGUUAUUAAUUGUGAUGAUAUAAAUAUUUAUUAUGAGAAUAACACUAAUCGAACGAUUACAAGUUCGAGUACACGAUCCGAAACUUUUUAUUCUUCACUAGUAUUUAUUUAUUCAAACAUAUCCAUGAGUGCAUGUUGA